Messenger RNA from Dentiscutata heterogama, 1188 nucleotides. Lineage: Eukaryota; Fungi; Glomeromycota; Glomeromycetes; Diversisporales; Gigasporaceae. The record is from the annotation of a GenBank genome assembly.
AUGGUUAAUGUGCAAUUAUGGCAAAAUCCUGGCUUCCCAGACGUUUCAAUUCUUCAAGAAGUUACUACGGAAAUUUUAGUUAAUUUUCGAAAGUGCAAGGAAUUGAAGGCCAAACUUCAAUUGCCAAAUAAUGAUAUUAAUGAAUUAAGUCGUAUGUUCAAUGAUUUAACUGAACAAAGAGCCGUAAAAUCGCUAAGAAUGUCAAGAUAUGCAGCUGAUAUAGUUGAGUAUAUACAUAUGCUUACCGAGGAAGAUGUGAGCGUUAGCGCAAUUAUUCAGACUCUUAAGUUGUUAUCAAAUACGGCUAACUCUCAGAAAGAUGACUGUGAAAAAUUGAAAAGGGAUUACAUUUCCUUUUACAACAUUUUGAAAAAUCUCAGAAUUGACGACUACGAAAUUAAUGAAAUAGAAGAAAUUAAUAUGAAACGAUUAAUAGCGGAAACGAUUGCUAAACCUACAUUAGUUUUUCUUAUCGUAUGGCUCAUAACAUAUUACAGUAGAGAUUAUGUUUAUGAUUUUGGUAGAUUCAUAAUUGACGUCAUUUAUCAAUACAAUUCCGGUCCUGCCGAUGAACCGCAAAAAAAUGAGGAUUUCGCGGAUUCAGUUUAUACGAGUCAGGAAGAAUCUUUUACUGUUUCUCAAAAAAAUUCUAGUUCCAAAGAUAAUAUGUACGCAACUUCUGUGAACUUUGCCGAUAUACAACCAAUUCUUGUGUCAUCACCAAUGAUUGCAUGCUAUGCCUUAACCAUGUUUGUUUGUAAAAAGAGAAAACCGUUUUUUAGGCGAUGGAGGAUAUUAUUGAAUCGGUUUGGUAAUCAGAUUUUCAGAUUUUUUAACCGAAAUGAAUAUGAACUGAUCCCCACGGAAAACGAGAGAUCGAGUCUUGUUCAAUACAUUGAAAGAAUCAAAGAUCGACUUCCAGUAAUCAUAGAUAAUAUUGAUGUAUUAUGCCAAUUUUGGAAUGCACAGAUUGUUACUAUCAACGAUAAUAUUUCAUUUUUAGAAUCAGUAGAUGCAACUAGAGAAGUUAAGAUACCCCGCCAAAUCGGGAUGGAAAUUGAGAAACUUUGGAAUGACGAACACAAUCGUUGCAGGAAUUGUCAUUACAAUUUGAAUGAAAACGUUAUUUUGAAUUCUAUGCCUGGAAUCAAUGUAAUUAAUUAUUUAGUUGUUUAUUGUAUUUUUUAG